AUGAACACUUAUUACCCUUUCCACGACGAAGGAGAGUGGGAACUGGGAAGGUUUUUAGUUGAGAACCUAACUCAAACUCAGAUUGACAAGUUUUUGAAGUUAAAAUGGUUUCACACCCGCCCAAGGCCAUCUUUCACCUCGAAAGACCAGCUUCUAGACUGGGUCGAUGCACUCCCCUCUUUUGUGCCAUGGAAGGUCUCAAACAUAGAGUUCACAGGCUACAAGACGACUUAUCCUGUACAACUCAUCUGGCGUGAUGCUUUAGAGGUCAUCAAACAACUCUUCAGUGAUCCCGUUUUUGCCAAUCACAUCACCUUUCAGCCGCAUGUUGUCAAUACCAGAGGUCAGCAUGAAUAUGGAGACUAUAUGAGCGCUGAUAUGGCAUGGAAAAUCCAGGACCAUCUACCAGUAGGCACUACACAAGUACCGAUUAUCUUGGGAUUGGAUAAAACACCUGUGACACGCAUCACUGGAGGGCUCGAGAUGCACCCGCUCUUCAUCACGAUUGGUAACCUGGACUCAGAAGUUCACUCUAAGGCCACACUACGAGCUUGGCAUUGUAUUGCUUACAUGCCUAUUGCUAAGUUUCGUGUGCAUCCUGACUAUCAGUGCAUUUUGCAGGCACGGUUAUGGCACAAAUGUGUCGAUCUUGUCUGCGCCAACCUCAAGAUCGCUGCAAAGGAUGGUUGUUUUAUGCGCGAUCCUUCCCGAUAUAUUCGCUAUGUCUUUACACCACUUGUCGCUCACGUUGAUCCUUGGGAUCUCGAUAAAUUCCAGAAGGCAGCAAAAGCGGCUCACCUGUCUGGAGUUCACAUGCCAUAUUGGAGCAAUUGGAUGUUUGCAUGCCCAUCCAUCUUUCUCGCCGGUGAAAUUUUGCAUACCUGCAUUAAGUUUUUCGCAGACCAUCCACUCAAUUGGGUCAAGGAGACAGUAGGAAAAUGCGAGCUUGAUGCUCGCUUCAUGGUUCAGCAUAAACGGGUAGGAACACGGCACUUCACCAAAGGCGUCACCCAUGUCAAUCAAAUGACAGGGCGGGAGCACCGAGACAUUCAACGCACCAUCGUUGCUUCAAUUGCAGGCAUCGCUGCACCCAGAUUAAUUCGUUCAAUCCGUGCGCUCAUAGAGUUCAUCUAUCUUGCUCAGAAUCCUGUUCAUUCUCCUGAUUCCCUGCAUUCGAUGGUUCAAGCGCUUUCAGAUUUUCACGCAUUCAAGGAUGCUAUCAUCAAUGCCGAGGCAAGGAGGGGAAAGAAGGGUGUUAAAGAAUAUGCGCAAGCUCCCCAUUUUUUCAUUCCGAAACUCGAGCUAUUGCAAAGCUUCCGAGGCACGGUUGAGAGACUGGGCACAUUGAUGCAGUUUUCGGCUGAUAUGACAGAGCGCUUACUCAUCACACACUGCAAGCAUCUCUUCGAGCGCACAAAUCGGCGGUCUACUGAUUUUACGGAACAGUGUGUACGGAUCCUCAAUCGCCAGGAGUCCAUGGAACUAUUUAACCUGUACGCACUAUUCUAUUCUCGUGGCGCAUCACUCGUCAAUGCCAUACACAUUGAAGAUGAAGAAGUGACAACCGUUAAUCCAGCGCUUUCCUGGGUUUCUCGUGUUCUCCCUGAUGAAGCACACUCUGUUCAUGGACCUCGGCCAGUUCGGAAUCAUUUUCUUAAGGGCAUUCUUUCUGAAGAUGCUCUCACCGCCUUCCAUUUAACUUCGACACCAGAUUUCAAUGCUCUAACACCCAUCAGUAUUCAGACCAAAUAUUCACUUCUUGACUUUGAUCACACGCUCUCUCGGUUUAUUGAUCAGCUAUCCCUCUCCACUGGCGAGCAUACCCGCUGGGACCACAGAUAUGGACGCUUUUGCACAUGGAAUAAAUUUCGGCCACAGCUUCACUCUGCUUUUCAGUCACAAGUCAUCAUGCCAAGCAGGGUGGUACAAGCAUACCCACCGAGUGAUGCAUUCCCCCUCGGAAAUUGUGAUACUGUCCUAAUCAAUGUCAUGGGUGAUGACGGCCAAACUACCAGUCGUGUUGCACAAGUUCGCCUUAUUUUUCAGCCAAAGAUUCCGCGAGCUUCGAACCUAGUGUUGCUGACGUUCCUCUCCAGUCCACUCCUUUACGUCCAAUUCUUCCAUUUCGUCACUAAUCCCAACGAUCGUCCAGAACUCGCAAUGUGGACGGUAGAGCGCACAUACAUGAUAGACCAACAUGGCGAACGCUAUAGGUGUGGUGGUGUGGUGUCAUUGACGGAUGUAACACACGCUGUCGAAUUGAUACCAGAAUAUGGUAACAAGGUGGACGAGAAGAUUUCUUCGGCCACCUCUUUGGAGAGCUAUGAUCGGUUUUUUCUGAACAGCUUCACUGAUAAGGAAAGUUAUCAUACAUUUAGUACAGAGUUCACAUAG
Suillus subalutaceus is the source of this 2394-nucleotide messenger RNA. RefSeq lists its product as uncharacterized. Bases 1 to 2394 code for a protein of 797 amino acids. NCBI's taxonomy places the organism in Eukaryota, Fungi, Basidiomycota, Agaricomycetes, Boletales, Suillaceae. The transcript is spliced from 6 exons. The record is from RefSeq and is a predicted model, not a curated record.